AUGGAGUUUGACAACAUGUUCCUUCCCCAGAGCGACGCGAUCGCUUCUGGGGACGGGUUUGACUACAACUUCGACGACACGGCGACUGGCACUAUCUCUCCAGCUGAGUUGAUGCGAGCUGAUUCGUACAUCAUGUCCAAUCCACCGUCUACUGCCUUCCCAAACCUCAGCACUCCAGACUCCAGCUACCUUGAGUCUCCUGCGAUGGCUUCUAGCGGUCUAAACACUUCUCCAAUGGACAAUGGUCUCCUCGACAGCACACUCGACUUCUCGCAACUCGACGCGAUGGGUCCCCUCUUCCCUCCUGACCUGGAUCAGUUCGGUGAGCAACUCGUCGACGAAAAGCCACGCCGAGAUGCAAGCUUCACUUCACUCAAGUCUCAGUCCACUCGCUCUGCCUCGAAUAACGGUUCUCCCAUGGUUCGACAGAAGUCUUCUCCUGGUCGACCACCAGCACCAUAUCCUGCCAACGUUCCUCACAUUCGCAAGCACUCUGAGUCUUCUGGUAUCUCCAAGAAGGUCGUCCGCAAGGAUCUUCCUGAAAUUGCGAUUGACUCUGAGGACGACAAGGAGACUGCGAAGCGAAAGAAGAACACGGCAGCAGCUCGGAAGUCUCGACAGCGUAAGCUGGAGAUGAGCGAGGCCAUGGAAGCAGAGAUCAACCGGCUACGAGGCAUCAUCUUCCGUAUGGGUGGUGAUCCUGAUGCCGAUUGA
This is a messenger RNA of Cyphellophora attinorum, 714 nucleotides long. RefSeq lists its product as uncharacterized. Bases 1 to 714 code for a protein of 237 amino acids. Gene Ontology annotation, molecular function: DNA-binding transcription factor activity. Gene Ontology annotation, biological process: regulation of DNA-templated transcription. The transcript has a single exon. The record is from RefSeq and is a predicted model, not a curated record. NCBI's taxonomy places the organism in Eukaryota, Fungi, Ascomycota, Eurotiomycetes, Chaetothyriales, Cyphellophoraceae.